AGUACUUUUUUUUGUAAUUUGUACAGUAUAAUGCUGCCUGCUUGCUUCAAUAAAUAUAUUGGUGUUUAUGUAUUUGCCACAUGUCAUAAGUUAAUUGGCUGCAGGAAUAGUGCACAAAUAACGAAUCCAACGGUGCGAGAGUGGUGGGUUCCCAAAAUUCUUUCCCGGAAGAAAAAGAAAGAAAGUCGUCCUUCGUUUUCUCAAAAUCUUCUCUAUCCUUUCUCGAGAGAAUAUGGAUCAGAUCUUCAACAAGGUUGGAUCCUACUGGUUAGGCCAAAAGGCUAACAAGCAGUUUGACUCCGUCGGCAACGAUCUCAACUCGGUGUCAACGAGCAUUGAAGGAGGAACAAAAUGGUUGGUCAACAAAAUCAAAGGGAAAAUGCAGAAGCCGUUGCCUGAGUUACUAAAAGAAUAUGAUUUGCCGAUUGGAAUCUUCCCGGGAGAUGCUACAAACUACGAGUUCGAUGAAGAGACAAAGAAACUAACCGUUUUGAUCCCAUCGAUAUGCGAAGUUGGAUACAAGGAUUCAUCAGUGUUGAAGUUCACAACAACAGUAACAGGACAUCUUGAGAAAGGAAAGCUAACAGAUGUGGAAGGAAUCAAGACAAAAGUAAUGAUAUGGGUAAAAGUGACAAGCAUAUCUACAGAUGCAUCAAAGGUCUAUUUCACUGCAGGAAUGAAGAAGAGCAGAAGCAGAGAUGCUUAUGAGGUUCAAAGAAAUGGUCUCCGAGUCGAUAAAUUCUAACACCUGUCUGUGUUCUGUCUGGUUCCAAAGUUUCAAGCUUUUCCAUUUACGUUUUGGUUUUGAUUUAAAGCCUCCUACUGUGAGUAUACAUCAACUUAUUUAUAAAUCUGAUCAUAACUUCAAUAUGGCCGGAGCAAUUCUACUUUGUUCUUUUUUUUUUCCAAUUGUAAAGAACUACUAUUCGUGUGCUCAAUGAUUUGGUCUUACAAUUUUUUACUUGGG
Molecule: messenger RNA, 967 nt
Organism: Arabidopsis thaliana (thale cress)
Lineage: Eukaryota; Viridiplantae; Streptophyta; Magnoliopsida; Brassicales; Brassicaceae
Exons: 3
Coding region: 233-745 (170 amino acids)
Source: RefSeq, marked reviewed